AUGAAACAGAAGCGGUAUCUUCUACUAAAGCCACAACCGAGUCUGAUAUAACAGCUACUAGUGCCACAACAGAGCCGGUAUCACCAACUGAUACUGAAGCUACUAUAGAGUCUGAUAUAACAGCUACUAGUGGCACAACUGAAGCGGUAUUUCCAACUGAAACUGAAGCAAUAACAGAGUAUGAUAUAACUGCUUCUAUUGUCACAACAGAGGCGGUAUCACCAACUGAUACUGAGGCAACAACAGAGUCUGAUAUAACUGCUACUAGUGUCACAACAGAGCCGGUAUCACUAACUGAAACUGAAGCAAUAACAGAGUCUGAUAUAACUGAUUCUAUUGUCACAACAGAGGCGAUAUCUCCAACUGAUACUGACGCAACAACAGAGUCUGAUAUAACUGCUACUAGUGUCACAACAGAGGCGGUAUCUCCAACUGAUACUGAAGCAACAACAGAG
Molecule: messenger RNA, 455 nt
Organism: Owenia fusiformis
Lineage: Eukaryota; Metazoa; Annelida; Polychaeta; Sabellida; Oweniidae
Source: the annotation of a GenBank genome assembly